This is a messenger RNA of Aureobasidium namibiae CBS 147.97, 876 nucleotides long. RefSeq names its product mannose-P-dolichol utilization defect 1 protein. NCBI's taxonomy places the organism in Eukaryota, Fungi, Ascomycota, Dothideomycetes, Dothideales, Saccotheciaceae. The transcript is spliced from 2 exons. The record is from RefSeq and is a predicted model, not a curated record. Bases 1 to 876 code for a protein of 291 amino acids.
AUGGAGCAUCUCGAAUCCGCCCUGCGCCCGGUGCUACAGCCCAUCACCCAGAAUCUUCCUGGACCAAUCCGCGACAUUGGCAUCUCGUUGCUUGGAACCGAGUGCUACAAGACUCUGAUCCACGAUGUCCAACUCAGCAACGCUCCAUGCUUCAAGCUGGCCAUCUCCAAGGGUCUCGGUAUAGGCAUUAUCGGCGCAUCUGCUGUUGUCAAGAUUCCUCAGCUGCUCAAGCUCCUCAACUCGCAGUCGGCUGCUGGACUCAGCUUCCUGGCCUACGCUCUCGAGACCAGCUCGUACCUUAUCUCGCUCGCCUACAAUGCUCGUAUGGGCUUCCCCUUCAGCACCUAUGGUGAGACUGCUUUCAUUGCUGUCCAAAACAUUGCCAUUGCAGCCUUGAUUCUGCAGUACAGCGGCAAGGGUGCUGCUGCCGCUGCUUUCGUCGCCGGUCUGGCUGCUGCUGGAUACUCGCUCUUCAACCCCAGCAUCAUCGAUAUGAAGACCAUGGGUCUCCUCCAAGCUGGCGCUGGUGCCCUUGGUGUUGCCAGCAAGCUGCCCCAGAUCAUGACUGUCUGGCAACAGGGUGGCACCGGUCAACUGAGCGCUUUCGCCGUCUUUAACUACCUCUUCGGCUCCCUCUCGCGCAUCUUCACAACCCUCCAAGAAGUCGACGACAAACUCAUCCUCUACGGUUUCGUCUCUGGCUUCAUCCUCAACGCCGUUCUCGCUCUCCAGAUGAUCUACUACUGGAACAGCGCUCCCAGCAAGGCCAGCGCACCUUCGCACAAGUUGAACGAGUCGGGAAGAAAAGAGGCUAUUGCUAUGACCACCAGUGCUGAACCCAAGGGCAAGAGCCCUAGCACUCGCAGAAGAGGUUAG